GUGAGCCCGAAUCCCCGCGAUCGGGCCCCAUAAGGCAGAGUGCAGUCCGGCGAGACUUAAGCGGAUGCGCUGGGGGCGCUUGGCUGGCUAGUGAAAGCAAAGUAAGCUUUGAAAAUACAGCUGAGAUGUAUGAAAGUGCAGGGAGGACGUUGGCAAAGGCGGAAGGUAAAGAGACCUGAUUAGAGUGCAGGAUCUUGGAAAUUAUUUCUGGAACAUUGAUUUUAUUAACUUGGAAGGAAGGACUGUGAUCUGGCAAGAGUUCACCCAAUGUACCAUAUCCAUGCAGUUUGGCACAAGAUGGGGAUGGAUGUCAAAUACCUCAAGGAAUGCAUAGGAAGAUGUUUGGCUGAGGGACUUGCAGAAGCAGCGGACCGUCGGCCUGUGGACCCAAUAGAUUUCCUGGCACACUUUAUUUACAACUACAGGAACAGAUUAAAUGAAGAAGAAAAGAGGAGGAUAGAGAGGGCCGAGCUGGAACGUGAGCAUGAAGAAGCCCUUGCAGAAGCAAAGAGGAUAGAAAAGCUGAAAGCAGAAGAGCUCCUGGUUGCCAAGAAAUUUGAAAAACAGCAGCAGAUCAUAAAAGAGCAGCAAUCCAAGAAGACAAUUGCAAAGUUAUCUGAGAAGGAUGAAGCACCAAUUCUGCAGAGUAUCGAAGAAACUGACAAAAAUCAUAUAGAUGAAAAGAGAACAGAACAGAAGGAUGCGAGGAUUCCAGAAGAACAUGAAACUACUGCUGAGUCAAAGAAAGAAACCUUAGAAGACAAAAUGGAACAAGGUUACAUCAGUGCUGUAAAGGCUGAAUUAGGUGAGACACCUGGUGAGCAGAAUACCAGCACAACUCUCCAGGAGGCCUUGACAGAGAUAACCAUGGAUGAAGAUUUUAAUCGGAUUCCGCAGGAGACGAUGGACGACAGAGGUGAAAGCCAGUUGGAACAUGAUGGAGUAAAUCAGAAUGAACAUGAUACACAAACAGAAGAUGACACGGAAGAUGAAGAGGACACUCCAGAUGAGGAAUCCAAAUCCAGUCAAGAUCUGAAUUUGGAGUAACAGUGCAAUCCUAACCAUGUUUACUCAGAAUCAAGUCCCACUGAGUUCAGCAGGACUUUCUCACAAGAUGUUGUGAAUAGGACUGUGACCAAAAAUGAAAGCAGCAGCUUCUGAGUUGCUUUAGAUUCUUCCCUUUCUCUAACUUGCAGUGUUCUGGGGUGGAUGAUCAAGGUGUUUCUACUACAGUUGUUGAUUUCAGUAGAACUAAACCACAAGAGUUCUUUUAACCUUGACAUUUUCAUAUUAGGGAAAAGGUCACGCAAAUAAAGGUCUAGAUUUGUCAGUUUUCAUGACACUUUUUCAAGACUUUGUUACUGUUGAGAUGUGCAUGAUAGACUUACUCAGCUACUGUGCUUCUUAAAAACUCAUAUGGCGGCUGUCACAUAUCUUUGUGUCUCCACUAACUACCAGAUGGUGUCGCCAUAGCUUUGGAAACCAGGAUAUGAAUCAUUGUGGUCUUUUAUCUCAUUCACUGUUAAAUUAGAAAGUUGAAGCUAGAA
Zootoca vivipara (common lizard) is the source of this 1547-nucleotide messenger RNA. The record is from RefSeq and is a predicted model, not a curated record. Lineage: Eukaryota; Metazoa; Chordata; Lepidosauria; Squamata; Lacertidae.